GAGCGCAAUGCCGGUGAGUGGAUCAAAGUCGGCAUUUUCGAAAUAUUAUACUCAGAUCGUCAAGGAGUGCGAUGAGGCUGUGGGCUGGGACUGCGUGGAAUCGUUUGAUAAAAAGGGGCAAACAAUGACAGUUCUAUUAAAGGAUGAGUCAGAACGCAUUCACCAUAUAUACGUGAAUUUUGCCCAAGACACGUUCACCAGCACGAUCGACACCGAUCAAGUGCCCCUGAGUACCGGCUUAUUCCGCUACAUGGAGCAGCAAAAAAAGCACUGUUAUCAAAUGUCCGACACCUGGGAUAUCCUAGACGAUCUCGACGCCACCCUCUGUGUUCUCCAACCGGUGCAUCCAAAAAGAUCAGAUCUUUCGCGAAGAAUCGCUAUUAGUCAUAUGGCUACGGCACUUUUUGAGGUUUCUCCAGAGAGGUAUUACCCUAAACUUGUGGUUUAUGGACCGGCCGGGUUUGUAGGACCGUUGAAUCUGAGGGCAAAGGAGUUAAAGAAUAUAUGGGUUACCCCUAGUGGUGGUAAUGGUGGUGGUGGUAGGUCGGUUAGGGAUAAUUUGGAAUUGGUUUUAAGCAUGGAGUUGCCUCGGAAGGAGGAGGGAUUUGAUGGGAGUGAUAUUAUGUUGGAGUGUGGGAUUUGUCUUUCGUUUGAGGUGGAAGAUGAGGCUGCAGACCAGGUGUGUACGAAUGAUUCUUGUGCGCGGCCAUUCCACAGACAGUGUUUGAUACAGUGGUUGACUACCAAGGAAGACACGCGUCAGAGCUACAAUACUUUUUUUGGAAAGUGUCCAUACUGCAGCGGAGUAAGUUACAAAUAUUCAAUACUUUUAUGUAGGAAUAAUAUUGCCUCACCUUUUGUUUGAU
Kickxella alabastrina is the source of this 866-nucleotide messenger RNA. Its product is annotated as FANCL C-terminal domain-containing protein. The transcript is spliced from 3 exons. Bases 8 to 865 code for a protein of 285 amino acids. Gene Ontology annotation, molecular function: ubiquitin protein ligase activity. NCBI's taxonomy places the organism in Eukaryota, Fungi, Kickxellomycota, Kickxellomycetes, Kickxellales, Kickxellaceae. Gene Ontology annotation, biological process: interstrand cross-link repair; protein monoubiquitination. The record is from RefSeq and is a predicted model, not a curated record. Gene Ontology annotation, cellular component: nucleus; Fanconi anaemia nuclear complex.